Messenger RNA from Bolinopsis microptera, 2003 nucleotides. RefSeq lists its product as uncharacterized. The record is from RefSeq and is a predicted model, not a curated record. The transcript is spliced from 5 exons. Lineage: Eukaryota; Metazoa; Ctenophora; Tentaculata; Lobata; Bolinopsidae. Bases 1191 to 1985 code for a protein of 264 amino acids.
UUUAUAAAAAUGAUUCACGAAUCCUGGCAUAACGGCUCUGAUACCUUUCUUUUGUUGACGGAAUAAACACUCAAUUUUGGUCUUGGACGUGAAACCCCAGAGCAAGGAACAGUAGUUUAGGUGUGAUUCAAUAAAACUGUGGUAGAUUUGAAUUCUAACUUCUAAGGGAAUGUAUGAUUUGAUUUUGUACAAUAUGCCAACAUAUCGGGCCAUUUUACACUUGAGAGCUUUUAUGUGAGAUGACCAAGUUAAUUUUUCAUCAAGAAUCACACCUUAGAACUUAGCUUCGUUCAAGCGCAAGAUAUUUACGUUGUUUAUGAUAACUGGGGAGAGAUUAGGUAUCUUCUGUCGGGAAAAUAUCAUAUAAUUUGUUUUUUGAGAUUAAUAAGUAAUCUAUUGACAUCAACCCAUUUUACCAAAGAUUGGGACAGCAGGUUCAAUUGAUCUUUAAUCUCAUAUAUGUUGUUACCUGAUAUAAUAAUGUUGGCAUCAUCUGCGUAUAAGAUAAACUUUGCUAGUGUGCUUAUGCCAGGUAAGUCAUUAAUGUAUAGGACAAAGAGUAGAGGACCUAGGAUGCUACCUUGUGGUACUCCAUAAACAUAUUGUUUUCUAUUCGUAAGGUAUGACUUAAACCAUUUAUUAGCGAUGCCUCUUAUACCGUAAUGAUUAAGCUUGUGUAGAAGUAUCUUGUGAUCUACCAUGUCAAAAGCCUUUGAAAAAUCUAUGAGGAGGAGAAGAGAAAUUUGCUUUUUAUGUAAUGAGCUGAUGAGGGUAUGUUGCGCAUCCAAAAGUGCAUGUUCACAAGAUCUACCUGCCCUAAAUCCAUACUGUCGUUCAUAUAAACUUGAAUUUUGAUUCAAGAAUUCUACAAGUCUGGCAUGCAUAACUUUUUCGUAAAUUUUGGAAAAAGCUGCCAGUAAUGAGAUGGGGCGAUAAUUAGAGACUGCUGUUUUUGAGCCGUUUUUGUAUAUAGGAACAACUCAAGCAACUUUAAGUGCCUGUGGGAACACUCCCUCUUCUAGCGACUGUGAGAUUGUUCCAGUAAGUGCAUUAACAAAUUUAACAUCUUCAGAUGCUAGUUUGAGUGCACUGAUUUUAGUAUCUUUGGUACUUUUGUUUUUUAACUUUUUGGCAAUAUCAUAAACUAACUUAUGAACAAUUAUAUAUAAUAUAAUAUUAUAUAAUGAACAAUGUUGCAGGAGGUGGCUAAUUGCUUGGAACUACCUUUCAAAGGAUCUCAGCUCACUGUGAAGAAGCUAGAGAUUGAGAACACAACGUUAAAGGUAUCCUACGAGCUACCUUCUUCAGCUGAACAAAUGGUUCCAAGACACGUGACCAAGAUUGAAAUCAACGUUUUCACGGAGGACAAUGUCAAGCAGGCACCGUUUAUAGACCUUAACAGCUCCAAUGAAGCUCUAGAGCGCUGCGGAAGAACUGCGAUAACUCCAAAGCGACAGCGGCGGAUCACAGAGGUAAAUCAAAGGAAAGCUAAAAAGAAAGAGAGGAGAAGAAUGACGGACCCGGUAAACUAUUCUGUCUACAGGGACAGUCUCUCUAACUCUGUCUCAUAUCAGGGAUCAGACAGGAGGCCGAGUGUAACAAGUCACGAUUCUAGAAAAAGCUCAAUCUCUGGAUUUGUGGCUUCACUAAACGAUUUGAGGAAGGGUGCUUUAUCUCACGUAUCAGGACAGCUCACUAAAAUGGCAAAGUUGAAGUGCUCCCUGACAAUAGCGCUGAUAUUCAUAGCAGCUGUAGUUGGCUACUCUCCAAGAUUCUGCGCCAGCGUGUUAGACCUACUCCAGAUAGGUGUACCUGUGCAACUCUCUAUAGCUUCUAACAUUGCUAUUGCUUUCUGGCCAAUCUCCAACUCUCUGAUUUAUUGUUUUAGGAACAAAGAGAUUUUUACAGUAGUAUUUGGGAUCAGUGAUGGUAUGAAACCCAAACGAACACGUGCCCAUACGUGGCCAGGCUCUGAGCGUUAUUGAGACUAACUGUUAUGACUU